Adineta ricciae is the source of this 717-nucleotide messenger RNA. The record is from the annotation of a GenBank genome assembly. NCBI's taxonomy places the organism in Eukaryota, Metazoa, Rotifera, Eurotatoria, Adinetida, Adinetidae.
AUGCGCCGCAGAGAUCGUAAUCUCUUUGCGUUCUGUACAAAUACGGCUGAUGCGCCGCAGUUACGCGCAGCUACUCCUUUAAUCAAAUUGAAUUUGAUUGGUUUUAAUACACAACGUAAAACAUUCGAAGGUGGAAACAAAGAAGAACAAGAUGAUGACAAUCCUAAUGACUUUGUGUUUGAUUGUACAGUUGUAUACGAUCGGUCAUCGAUCCCUACAACACUUGCUGUGUGGCAGUACGGCGGGCGCGAACAUGAAAUGCUUUCGAAUCGAUCUGACAAAUUAUUGCUUGCAAUAUAUCAAGUAGAUACAAUAUCAGACGUUGUGCACGCAUAUAUAUGUCCUGAUGCUAGUCAAUCACUUUUCUAUACCGAAUUAUUUGCUCAAGUUUUACGCAAUUUAACCCAGGACGAUCGUUCCUGGAAGCAGUAUUCCGCUAAUUUCCGACGAAAACCCGCCGGAUAUUCAUAUUUUCCGCGCUGGAAACCACGAGAAAAGACUCGGAGUCCUACUAAAGGAACCGGUAACCGUAUCCGACUAUCGGUUAUGGCGGGUUCUUGCUGGUUCUCGAUAAAACCUUUUAAAUCCGAUGAAAGGAUCCAAUCGCCGAAAUACUGCUUCCAUGAAAUCCCCGGAAGGUUCUGGAACAGGUCGGUUCCGGGCCGGAUUGUUCGACCUGGGAACAGAUCCACGGUGUCUUCAUCAAUCAUUGAAUGA